Messenger RNA from Brenthis ino (lesser marbled fritillary), 645 nucleotides. The record is from the annotation of a GenBank genome assembly. NCBI's taxonomy places the organism in Eukaryota, Metazoa, Arthropoda, Insecta, Lepidoptera, Nymphalidae.
AUGCUUAUGUCUAUACCACCAGCUUACCAGAGCGAGCUAUCAGCUCUCGAGGGCGAGAUAGAGGAUCUGUGGGAGCAGUACGUGCAGCGCUACCGCUGCGUGGAGGCGCUCAAGCACCAGCUCAGUCUGCUGGAGACUGCGCAGGCUGAGGCAGCAGAAGAGCAACAAGCGGCCAUCAUGCAGCUCAUACACAAGUACGAAACGGAAGACGUGUUGGGGAAACUCAGUGAAUCUGACGACAUGGAGUCCAGUGAUGAAGGCAAGGAGUCAGUGAAGCACCCGCGCCCCGCCACGAGGCCCAAGACCAGGCUCCGGAUCAAGACUGCAGGAGUAGGGCCGGACGCGCGCCACGCCUUCGGCAGCAUGCAGGCGCGGGGCUCGCCCGAGGACCUCGGCGCCUCCAGCUCCGACACCGACCUGUCCGACGCCCAGCUGUAUGGGGACGGCGGGCGCUGGUCGCGGCCGCGGCCCGCCACGCGCACGCUGGCCGCCGCCGACCACUACGCCGACCUCGAGCACGGUGCGGAGGAUGUGGAGGGGGAGGCGGAGGGAUCGGAGGGCUCGCUGGGGAGCUCCUCGGAGAGCGAGCUGCGGCUGACGAGCGCGCACCCCGGCCGGGUGUCCGCGCUCAGUGAUAAUGAGUUU